Molecule: messenger RNA, 519 nt
Organism: Caenorhabditis bovis
Lineage: Eukaryota; Metazoa; Nematoda; Chromadorea; Rhabditida; Rhabditidae
Source: the annotation of a GenBank genome assembly
AUGAGAAUAGUUGGAUCACUAGUAAGACUCUUGCCACGAAAUUCGUGGAAUUUGCAAGCUGAACGAUUAGCGCAUGCAUUGGCAAAAGUCCCAUUAAAGAAACGUGGGGUCGAUGGAUUUUUGCCGGAAAAUUAUCUCGAUAACAAGGCAGUCCUCCUCUACUUCUCAGCUGGAUGGUGCGGAUCUUGCAAAUUUCUUACACCAAAAGUCAAGAAAUUCUAUGAUGCUGUAAAAGAUGAUAAAACUCUUGAGAUUGUUUGGAUUUCUAAGGAUAAGGAAGCGGACCACCAAAUCGAAUACUAUGAGAAAAACCUUCCAGCUUGGCCAUAUGUUCCAUUUGGAGAUGAAAAUAUAAUGAAGCUAACAAAACAAUACAAAACCGAAGUGAUUCCAGCUCUGAAAUUGAUCAACGCUAAUGGCGAUGUCGUCAAUGACCGCGCCCGUGCUGACAUUGAGGCUGCCAUCAAGGCCAAUCCAAUGGAUACUUACCAAAAAUGGAAAAAGCUUCUUGGAUUAUAA